Molecule: messenger RNA, 798 nt
Organism: Paramuricea clavata
Lineage: Eukaryota; Metazoa; Cnidaria; Anthozoa; Malacalcyonacea; Plexauridae
Source: the annotation of a GenBank genome assembly
AAGAAGAUUUUGUUAGGUCGUGACCUAGAUGUUAGUGAUGUAUCUUCUGAACUUAGUAGGGACACUAAUUAUAUUUCAGUAGAUCGUGAUAAUAUUUUGGAAACAACAUUUUCUGAAUUGAAUGAUGUGAAAGAUCCAAGAAUCACUUUUGAAGUUCAGUUCUAUGGCGAGCAAGCUGAAGACAGGGGAGGCCCCGGAAAGGAAUGGAUUAGGCUUUGCAAUCAGAAAAUACAACCGAAAUAUUUUGAACAAGGUCUUAAGGAGCAUCUGGCAAGUGACUAUUUUUACAUUGGCCAAAUGGCAGCAAUAGCACUUCUUCAGAAUGGACAGUUACCUGUUUACAUUCCAGAAACAGUUUUGCAAAAUGUUUUUACAGGUCCGUACCCAAGCACACACCCAUGCAUUUCCAACCUACAGAAAGGUCUGGAUACUCUUGGAAUCCAUACAGUUGGUAGAAAGUUCCCACAAUUCCUGCAUCUCUUUAGACCAUCUGAAAAUGCUAAGUUGUCUGUAAAAAGGUUACUAUACCUUCUGAUACCAAAAUUUUCUGAAAAAGGAUCAAACAGCCAAAAGUACGAGAAGAGUGCUUAUGCUCAUUUUGUCAAAUAUGUUAGAGAAGUAGCUAGUGGUCGUAGAGUAACAAAGCUGGAGAAUAUCCUGGAGUUUGCUACUUGUGCAAGUGAAGAGCCCCUUCUUGGUUUUGCUCUUUCCCCAUCCAUUGAAUUUGUUGAAGCCACUUGUGCAUCCAGAGAGCCUAGCUAUAACAGCGAUGAAAGGGCACCUCAAAAUCAGAUAUGA